AUGGCUAGCUCACCUGGAUCCAACAAGCCUUACGUUUCUAGAGGACAAGUUCUUCCAAGCCCGCCCCUUACUGUGAGAAUUGGAAAUUUCAUCUACUCGAUAUAUGCCAUUCUUGGUCUUUACUUUGUCAGCCUAUUCUCGCUGGACCCUUACUCGGCUGCCCAGAACUCGAGGUUCAACGUUGUAAGCCCACCGAGCAGGAAUAUACGAGGGACGCGGCCCGGUUGGGGUGGUGCCGGCGGCGGGCCUCCCGGGGGCGGUGGAGGUGGAGGCGGAGGCGGUGGUGGCAGCUGGGGAUGGGGAAGCGGCACUGGUGGUGGUGGAACUGACGGACCUUCAAAACGGAUUGGCCGGGUCGACGAUGUUAGAGGCCCUGAGUGCAGGAGCUGUGGAUAG
Ophidiomyces ophidiicola is the source of this 396-nucleotide messenger RNA. RefSeq lists its product as uncharacterized. The transcript has 3 exons. Bases 1 to 396 code for a protein of 131 amino acids. NCBI's taxonomy places the organism in Eukaryota, Fungi, Ascomycota, Eurotiomycetes, Onygenales, Onygenaceae. The record is from RefSeq and is a predicted model, not a curated record.